AUGGGCAGUGAAGAGAUGCGUCAAGCUUUACUUGGCCACCUGGAAUUCACAAAACUCCUUACUCACAAACCCAAACUUGCCCUUGAGUUUGACUCCUUUCGAAGCACAGCCCUUCACUUAGCUUCUGCAGAAGGCCACAUCCACAUUGUGAAGGAGUUAUUGCAAGCUUGUGACCAUGCUUGCUUGAUCCCUGAUCAACAAGGUAGAAUUCCAUUGCAUUAUGCAGUUAUAAGAGGGAGAACAAAUAUCGUGUUCGAGCUAAUUAGUGCAAAGCCCGAAUCACUGUGGAUCCUUGAUGAGGGGAAAACUGUUUUCCACUUGUCUGUGAUGUACAGUCACUUGGAGAUUCUUAAAGCUUUGAUGGAUUUCGAUAUCGACGCUCGCAUGCUCCUCAGUUUGAGAGACUGGAUGAUAACACUAUUCUUGAUUUGGCUAAUCAUAAGGUUCCUCCUUUCAAUUCCAGCAAUAAGAGAAGCUGCAGGCGUGGAAAAUGAGACGGGUUUUACAGGUCACAAGAAAGUCUCCAAAAGCCUUUACAUGCAGCUCAUGUUGAUGAAAUCUGGCAUAAAAAAGAUUCAAGACAGCAAAAUGGAAAGUCCUCUGCACCCUCCACCUUCAACGACUAUCCCACAGAAGGGUUGGAGAAAGAUUAUAAAGAUCAUGGGACAUAACUAG
Molecule: messenger RNA, 675 nt
Organism: Neltuma alba
Lineage: Eukaryota; Viridiplantae; Streptophyta; Magnoliopsida; Fabales; Fabaceae
Product: espin-like
Exons: 3
Coding region: 1-675 (224 amino acids)
Cellular component (GO): plasma membrane
Molecular function (GO): protein binding
Source: RefSeq, a predicted model, not a curated record